This is a messenger RNA of Lactuca sativa (garden lettuce), 1575 nucleotides long. Its product is annotated as aspartic proteinase A1. NCBI's taxonomy places the organism in Eukaryota, Viridiplantae, Streptophyta, Magnoliopsida, Asterales, Asteraceae. The record is from RefSeq and is a predicted model, not a curated record. Gene Ontology annotation, biological process: lipid metabolic process; proteolysis. Gene Ontology annotation, molecular function: aspartic-type endopeptidase activity.
AUGGUGGGCGCAUUGCAGGUUAACAUGGGGAGUAAACUAGAAAUCCUAGCAAUUUCAAUGCUCUUGUCAACCCUUUUCUACACUCCGGUAUUUUCCACAUCAACUGAUGGGCUUGUUAGGAUUGGACUGAAAAAAGUGAAAACCGAACGAACAGAUGAUAUAGCUUCCCUCCUUGCUUUGAAUAAUGGUGAUUAUAACUUAAAGACGUUUAUAAGGAAGUAUAGACAAAGUUCAAAAAAUCUUGGUGAUUCCGAAGACUCUGAUAUUGUAGCAUUAAAGAACUAUAUGGAUGCUCAAUAUUUUGGUGAAAUAGGCAUUGGUACCCCACCUCAGAAGUUCAAAGUCGUAUUUGACACGGGUAGUUCUAACUUGUGGGUUCCAUCGUCUGAAUGUUCAUAUUCUGUAUCUUGCUAUUUCCACACAAAAUACCAGUCAAGUCUGUCAAGCACCUACAUAAAGAAUGGAAAACAUGCUAUUAUUGAAUAUGGAGGUGAAUCAAUAUCAGGGUAUUUUAGUGAAGACAACAUCAAAAUCGGAAAUAUUGUUAUCGAGGAUCAGGAGUUCAUUGAGGUAACAAGGGAGCCAGGAUUUACAUUUUUAGGAGGAAAAUUUGAUGGUAUCCUUGGGCUUGGAUUCAAAGAGAACUCAAUUGAUAAUUCUAUCCCAGUAUGGGACAACAUGAUCAAUCAACAUCUACUUAAGGAGCCCGUCUUUUCAUUUUGGUUGAACCAACACAAUAGAGGGGGUGAAGGAGGCGAAAUUAUCUUUGGUGGGGUUGAUCCAAAUCACUACCAGGGUAUGCAUACAUACGUUCCAGUUACUCAAAAAGGGUAUUGGCAGAUCGAUAUGGGAGAUGUCCUUAUUAAAGGGAAACCGACUGGGUUUUGUAAGGACGGAUGUUCGGCUAUUGUUGAUUCUGGAAUAUCCUUUCUAGCUGGUCCAAGAAAUGUGAUCGCGCAGAUUAAUAGUGCCAUCGGGGCUCAAGGAUUGAUUAAGGAGCAAUGCAACAUGCUUGUUAAUACAUUUGGACACAAUAUAUUUGGGUUGUUAUCAGCAGCGAUUGAUCCAAAGAUAAUAUGCCCCAUCAUUGCAUUCUGUUUUAGUGAUGGAAAACGCGAUGUUAGUAUUGGCAUUAAGAGUGUCGUAGAUAGGAGUGAUGGUGUAUCAGCUGUAUCCGCAACCACCCCAAAUUGCGUUAUUUGUAAAACAAUAGUGAACUUUAUGCAUAAAGCGAUUGCGGGCAACUUGACGCAAGAAACUAUUAUAAAGCUUGCUGGCAAUCUAUGUGCCCUUGUGCCAAACCCAGUAGGAGAGUCUACAAUUGACUGUGCUAGACUUUCAUCUCUACCUACCAUUUCGUUUACCAUUGGUGGAAAAGAAUUCCAACUUUCGCCUUAUGAGUACAUAAUUAAAACGGACGAGGGUGAUAAGGAGCAGUGCAUUAGUGGAUUCGUGGCUUUGGAUAUUCCUCCUUCCGGUGGCCCACUGUGGAUAUUGGGAGAUUUGUUUAUGCGUCGUUACCACACUAUAUUUGAUUAUGGCAAUCUCAGAGUUGGAUUUGCAGAAGCCGCAUAA